Cordyceps militaris CM01 is the source of this 2469-nucleotide messenger RNA. Its product is annotated as coagulation factor 5/8 type domain protein. The transcript has a single exon. Lineage: Eukaryota; Fungi; Ascomycota; Sordariomycetes; Hypocreales; Cordycipitaceae. Gene Ontology annotation, biological process: carbohydrate metabolic process. The coding region runs from base 1 to 2469 and encodes 822 amino acids. The record is from RefSeq and is a predicted model, not a curated record.
AUGCGUUUCGCCCUGUCCCUAUUCGCCGCGGUGCCGCCCGCCGCGUCCGGCGCCGGCACGCACUUUCUCAACCACACCGCCCUGCUGUCUGGCGUCGAGGACCCGGCGUGGUUCAGCGCCAACGUGCCGCUGGUGGAGCUGCCCAGCGCCGACCUCCAGGCCGUGUACUACUACCGCUGGUCCACGUACCGGGAGCACCUCGCGUACACGGGCGCGCCGCACGGGUACCUCGCGACCGAGUUCCUGCACGCGGCGUCGUACGGCGCGCCAUUUGGCGGCAUCGUCGCCGCCGCCGGCCACCACAUCACCGAGGGCCGCUGGCUGCGGGACCCGCGCUACGGCCGGGACCUGGUCGACUACUGGCUGGCCGGGCCGGGCCAGCGGCCCAAGCCCGCGACCGAGGCGCUCAACAAGGACACGCGCGACUGGGCGCACCAGUACAGCUUCUGGGCCGCCAGCGCCGUCUGGCGCCGCUACCUCGUCACCGGCGACCGCAACGCCACAACCGCCCAGCUCGCCAACCUCGUCGCCCAGUACCGCGGCUGGGACGACCACUUCAGCCCGGACCUCGGCCUGUACUGGCAGGUGCCCGUAUGGGACGCCACCGAGUACACCGCCGCGUCGUACGCGUCCCCCGGCGGGGACCCGUACCACGGCGGCGCCGGCUUCCGCCCCACCAUCAACGCCUACCAGUACGGCGACGCGCGCGCCAUCGCCGCCAUCGCCGGCCUGGCCGGCGCGCCCGCCCUGCAGCGGGACUACGAGCAGCGCGCCGCGUCUCUGCAGGAGGCGCUCCAGCGCCACCUGUGGCACGCCGACAAGGCCUUCUACAUGCACCGCGACCGCGACUUUGGCCGCGCGCUGCUGGACGACCGCGAAAUCAUGGGAUUCCUGCCGUGGAUGUUUGGCGUGCCCGUCGCCAACGCCUCGGCGGCACCCUUUCGGCAGCUGCUGGACCCGGACGGGUUCCUGGCGCCGUUUGGGCCGACCACGCUGGAGCGGCGCAGCCGCUGGUACAUGCACGAGGCUGAUGGCUGCUGCCGCUGGGACGGCCCGUCGUGGCCGUUUGCCACGGCGCAGACGCUCGCCGCCGUCGAGACGCUGCUGCACGAGUACCCCCGCCAGGAGGCCAUCACGCCCGCCGAUUACGUGCGUCUGCUUGAGACGUACGCCCGCACGCUGCACAAGAACGGCGCGCCGUACGUGGCCGAGGCGCACCACCCCACCGAGGACCGCUGGCUGUACGACGGCCGCGACCACAGCGAGGACUACAACCACUCGACGUUUGUGGACAAUGUGCUGGCGGGCCUGCUGGGGCUCCGCGGCCGGCCUGACGACGCGCUGACGGUGCGCCCGCUGGUUCCCCCGUCCUGGCCGUACUUUGCCGUCGAGAACUUGACGUACCACGGGCGCCGCGUGACGGUGCUCUGGGACGCGACAGGCACCCGAUACAACCAGGGAAGGGGCCUCACCGUGUUCGUGGACGGGGUCGUGGCCGCCCGGCGCGACACCCUGGGCGGCGACGGCGGCCUGACCGUCCCCGUGAAACCGGGCAUUCCCGUGCCGGCCCCCCACAAGGUCAACAUUGCCGCCAACAGCCAGGACGACCCGCUGCUGUCCCGGGCCUUUGCCUCGUACACGUCGCCAUUUGACGGCGCGAUGCGCGCCAUUGACGGCAGCGUGUGGCGGACGGCGGUCCCGUCCAACAGCCGGUGGACGUCCUAUCAGAGCCCGCACGCGAGCGACCACAUGGGGGUGGACCUGCGCCGCGCGCAGUCCGUAUGCGACGUGCGGCUGUACUUUUACGACGACGGCGACGGCGUGCGCAUCCCCUCUCGCUACGACCUGCAGUACUGGCGGCCCGACGGGUGGGCGACGGUGCCGGGCCAGAAGCGCAGCAAGGCGCCGACAGCGUCCAACGAGGAGAUCCGGGUGACGUUUCCGGCCCUCGUGACGUCGCAGCUGCGCGUCGUCGCGCCGAACCCAUCGCCCGGUCGCGGCUGGGGCCUGUCCGAGAUGGAGGUGUGGACGGCGCCCGUGUUUCACCUGCGCAACGAGCACAGCGGGAAGCUCAUGGGCGUGGACCGCAUGUCGACGGCGGCGGGCGCGCGUGUACAGCAGUACGACGACAACGGCACGCGCGAUCACCACUGGCAGUUUGUGCCGGCGGGCGGGGGCUGGAGCGCCAUCGAGAACCUCAACAGCGGCCUCGUGCUCGCGGUCGACUCGGAUGAAAACAGCGCCGGUCUGGUGCAGAAGGACAAUGACGGCACCUCGCACCAGCUGUGGAAGGUCGAGUUUGAAGGGAGCGGCCUGUUUUUGAUCAGGAAUAAGGGAAGCAACAAGGUGGCGGGUGUUGAUGGCAUGUCGACAAGCAAUAGCGCCAAUGUUGUGCAGUACGACGACAAUGGGACAAAGGACCACUUGUGGAGUAUCCUGCCUGCUGCGGUUGAGGGGUGCUAUAGUUGA